AUGGCCGAGCUACACAUUUCCAACACCGCUGCGGUCGCCAAGUACCUCAACCUCGACCAGAAGGGCAGCCUCAUCGCUGAGUACAUCUGGAUCGACUCCGAGGGCCAGACCCGUUCCAAGAGCCGGACGCUCAAGGAGAAGGACUACUCCGUCAGCGACCUCCCGAUAUGGAACUUUGAUGGCUCCUCCACCGGCCAGGCGCCUGGUGACAACUCGGACGUGUACCUGAAGCCCGUGGCGGUGUUCCCGUCGCCCUUCCUCCUGGCCCCCAACAUCCUUGUCCUGUGCGAGUGCUGGAACGCCGACGGGACGCCGAACAAGUUCAACUACCGCCACGAGGCUGCCAAGUUGAUGGAGGCCCACGCGGCGCUUGAGCCGUGGUUCGGCCUGGAACAGGAGUACACCCUGCUGGACCUCAACGACCGCCCGUACGGCUGGCCCGCGAACGGUUUCCCGGCCCCCCAGGGCCCGUACUACUGCGGUGUUGGCGCCGGCAAGGUCGUGCAGCGCGACAUUGUCGAGGCCCACUACAAGGCCUGCCUGUACGCCGGCAUCAAGAUCAGCGGCACCAACGCCGAGGUCAUGCCGGCCCAGUGGGAGUACCAGGUUGGUCCCUGCUUGGGCAUCGAGAUGGGCGACCACCUGUGGGUGUCGCGCUUCAUGCUGCACCGCAUUGCGGAGGAUCUCGGCGCCAAGGUGUCGUUCCACCCCAAGCCCAUCCCGGGUGACUGGAACGGUGCCGGUCUGCACAGCAACUUCUCCACCAAGGCCAUGCGUGUCGAGGGUGGCAUGAAGUUCAUUGAGGAGGCCAUCAAGAAGCUGGAGGGCCGCCACAAGGAGCACAUUGCCGUGUACGGCGAGGACAACGACAAGCGCUUGACCGGCCGGCACGAGACGGGCGCCAUCGACCAGUUCAGCUACGGUGUCGCCAACCGCGGUGCUUCUAUCCGCAUUCCCCGCGAGGUCGGUGCCCAGGGCUUCGGCUACUUUGAGGAUCGCCGCCCGGCCAGCAACGCCGACCCCUACCGCAUUACCGGCAUUAUUAUGGAGACUUGCUUCGGUGCUGUUGAGAAGUAG
This is a messenger RNA of Grosmannia clavigera kw1407, 1077 nucleotides long. RefSeq names its product glutamine synthetase. Gene Ontology annotation, cellular component: cytoplasm. The transcript has 5 exons. Gene Ontology annotation, molecular function: glutamine synthetase activity. Lineage: Eukaryota; Fungi; Ascomycota; Sordariomycetes; Ophiostomatales; Ophiostomataceae. Bases 1 to 1077 code for a protein of 358 amino acids. The record is from RefSeq and is a predicted model, not a curated record.